AUGGAGACCCAAGGAGCAAAAGAACCAGCAGAAGUAUUAAGAGAGUCGCCUAUAUCCACUGUACAUUCGCAUGAAAUUUCUCAAGAUGCGCCAGAGGCGAACACGCCCGCGCAAUCGCUCGGGCAAUCCCCCAGGAUCCUCCCGGUUGAGCCUCAUCCUGAACCAGCAAAUGAACCUCUAGUGUCCGACACGGCAGAUCAAGAAAACAAACUACACAAAACAAAACCAUCCGUAUGGAAGUUUAUCUCGAACUUGUUCAUCUGGGAGGUCCUAACAAUGACCUUAUCCUCCGGGCUUCUGGUCGCGAUCGUUGUGAUCUUGACACAGUAUGAUGAUCGUCCUCAACCGGCCUGGAGAUUAGUGUCGCUCAACUCGGUGAUCUCCUGGUUAAGCACAAUUUCGAAAGCGUGCGUCUUAUCCUCUAUCAGCGAGGGAAUAGGACAGCUGAAGUGGGUGUGGUUCACGCGAAAGAGCCGACCCUUAGUUGACCUGGGUGCCUUCGAUGUGGCCAGCCGCGGUGUAUACGGUUGUGCAGGCUUAGUUUGGAAACUACGAGCAAGACAUUUUGCAGUCCUAAGCAGUCUAGCCGUUAUCCUCGCUAUCGCCUUUGACCCUUUUGUCCAAAAUUUGAUCCAUUACUACCCUAAGGCUAUUGCCGAUUCCUCCGGAACUGCAAUUGUAUCGAGCAACUCUGACUACGACGCUCGUGGUCCUCCAUUGGAUGCUGCAAUGACCUAUCUUGAUCCGGAAAUGAAAGCUAAUAUCUACAAUUCGAUAUUCAACAGCGAUUCGUCGCGACCAUGGUCUAUUCCACGGUACACCUGUAGCUCAGGAAACUGUACCUGGGAUCCAAUUUCUACACUUGAAAUGAGGGCGAGUUGCACGAACGUAACGGAUCGACUGAAAACCGAAUGUGAUCACGACGGAGACAACCCGAGACCUAAAUCAAUUGAGCCGAUCUGCUCUGUUUAUCUUCCAGGCGGCAGUCGUAAUCUCUCUGCGGCUUUUCAGUUGAACACAUUCCAGGGUACGCCAAUCGUUAUAGGAUCGGUGGACCCUUUGAUAUACACAAACAGCAUCAUACCCCCUAUCCAACUUAUCGCCCCAGUUGAGCAGCCACGAGGUGAAGCAUGGGAAAAUAAGUUUUCCAAGCAGUUCAAAUGGCAGGCAAUAGAAUGCAGCGUCGAUCCCGUUGUGCACAGCUUUCGCGCAUCAGUCUCUGACGGCGUCUAUCACCAAGAAACCUUGGCCAUCUCCAAGAACGGGUCUUUUGAAGACUCCAUUCAUAAACACUACCAUUUGCAUCCCACCGGGGGGCCAGAGAUGGGCGUUGAGCGAAACAAAGAUUUUGUGAUAAGGAGUGGAUCGCUUGUAGCGAUACAAUACUUUUUUCAAAACUUCUUCGCUGGUUCAACGCGAAUGGAUCUGUUCGGCUUCACGUUUGUUCCUGACAGCAACAAAUAUAAAUACGCGACGGCGGAUUUGAUGCAGUUUAUUACACUUUCGAACAUGACCGGUUGCGCCGGUGGAACUACAAAGAAGAUGCACUGUGCUAUGAAUAAUGUCGCCGACGCAAUGUCAAAGUCCAUUCGCGAUACGGCGUCAUCUCCAAACUUCGCUAUUGCGACUGGCCAGGCGAUGACGAACAAGACACACAUUUCCAUCCAUUGGCAGUGGAUCAUUCUUCCGGUACUGGUAUGGCUAUUGGGCCUCCUCACAUUAAUUGGCACCAUUUGGAAGACUCGCAAAGCUAUGAUUCCCACAUGGAAGAAUGAGACGAUGCCACUCUUAUCUCUGUAUAGGGAUGGCCACAACGAGAAACCGCAAAUUGACCAAGUGUUGGAGACCGAGAGGGUGAUGUUAUACCAAAGUGAGGGCAAAAUGGUGCUGAGUGGGUAG
Messenger RNA from Penicillium egyptiacum, 1899 nucleotides. Lineage: Eukaryota; Fungi; Ascomycota; Eurotiomycetes; Eurotiales; Aspergillaceae. The record is from the annotation of a GenBank genome assembly.